GGGAGAAGUAAACACGGGACAUUUGGAUCGGAGGCGCUUAUAAAUCUUUUCCAGUUUCGACUUUGCCUCAUAAAUCAAGAUUUGAUGGACAAUUGUUGACUGAACGAACCCCAAGAAACCACAAGAAAUGUUUGUGUUUGCCUUCCCCCGCAAGAUAACCCAGGGCUUAUUCUGCCAUCGGCAUCUAUCAUCCCCACUACCCAAGAUCAUUCAACAAAUUAGUGUUUGUCAUGGUUCGUCAGCAGCAAAUGUGAAGAGAAAGAAACUUGUGAUAUUAGGGACAGGAUGGGCCAGCUACAGUGUCCUAAAAAGUGUCAAUAAAAAACUUUAUGACGUCAUUGUCGUAAGUCCGCGUAAUCAUUUUUUGUUCACACCAUUACUGGCCAGUACAACUGUUGGGACGCUGGAGUUCAGGAGCAUCAUUGAACCCAUUCGAAACACAGGUUUUAGACAGACGGAUCACUUCCAUUUGAGUGAAGCCGUUGGGAUCGAUGUGGGAAAAAAGGAACUUUACUGUCAGAGUGUGCUGAAACCUGAAUUGACAUACAACAUUGAAUAUGACAAGUUGGUCAUUGGAGUAGGAGCUGUCAGUAAUACAUUUGGCGUUCCAGGCGUCUCAGAACAUGCUUUCUUCCUCAAGGAGGUACAAGAUGCCCGCGCUAUACGAAACCGCAUCCUCAAUAACUUCGAGUUGGCACUGCAUCCGAGCAUCUCCAAAGAGGAGAGAAGACGACUUCUUCACAUUAUCAUUGUAGGAGGUGGGCCAACAGGGGUGGAGUUUGGGGCUGAACUGUAUGACUUUGUCAGGGAGGAUGUCUCCCGUCUUUAUAAGGAGGAGCAAAACCUAAUCCGUGUCUCACUCAUUGAGGGGAGGCAGAUCCUCUCCUCCUUCACUCCUAAGCAACAAGAGUACGCCACCUCUAAGAUCAGCUCCCGAUCACAGAUGGAGUUGAUCAAGGCUAACGUGACCAAUGUUAGAGAGGAUGGAGUCACCCUCAGCGAUGGCAAGAAACUCCCUUGUGGAUUAGUGGUAUGGUCCACUGGACUUUCUCCCAGGUCAUUUGUGAAGAACCUUCCCUUCUCCAGAAAUACGCAGGGUCAGUUAUUGACCAAUGGCUACCUGAACGUGCUAGAUGAUGACAGUAAAAGCAUCUAUGCCAUCGGUGACUGUGCGGAAAUUGUCGGCAAUAGUCUGCCAUGCACUGCUCAGGUUGCAGAGAGGCAAGGUAGAUAUCUCGCCAAGAGCCUUAGUACUGAUGGGAAGGGGUCAGAGUUCAAGCACGAGAAUAUGGGCAUGCUGGCCUAUGUAGGUGGCUACAAGGGUCUGACUAAUACACCAGUAGUUAAGGGACAAGGGUUCAACUCUUGGUUGCUAUGGCGAUCAGCUUACCUCACACGAUUGGGUAGCUGGCGAUUACGUAUGCAGGUUCCCAUUGAUUGGACAAAGACACUGCUCUUCGGUCGAGACAUUUCAAGAUUCUAAAAAUAUUAUAUAGGAAUCAUAGUUGUAAUAGUUCUGUUACUUGGUUCAUCUCCAAAAGUAGACAAGUUUAACAGAACAGCAUGUAUUUUGUAUGCAAUAUUUAAAACUCAGGUUUUCCAAACCAAAAUUUAACAGUGAAGUUAAAUUUCACUACUUUUGACGGGUACAGGAAGUAAAACAAAUGCACAAUGAAUAAAACAAAAUCACAAGACCAAGUUUUUUGCAUGUACAGGGUUGAAGAUGACGAUGUCUAAAGAAUUAAUUCUGGAGUCGAUUCCUUGCGCUGGCAAGAUUCUAUGAACAAUUAAGAAGAUUGUAAUAAUCAAUCUUCCGUAGCAAGUGUCAAUAGAAGGUACAUAGUACAUCUUUUGAUUGGGGAAGGAUAUGUAAAAUUUACGUCAAAGUACAAAGGGUAAACAUUUUCCACCAGACAUGGGCUGUACAAGCAUAAGAUUGGCAAGAAAGACCAAUGGUGUGAAGUGAUUGGCUGAAGUCAAAACAAGGGCAGCUUAAUAGUUGGCUACAUAACAAAUGUCAAACAGUUCAAAUUUUACUUGAUAGUUAAGCAAAACUACUUGCACCACUGGCCAGAGUCCAUUUAUUUUACCUUUGGGCCUGUAACUCCACAAGUGAACAAGCCCAGCUGCAGUCCAGCAUUUUUGGACAUGCACACUUUUUAAGAUUUCUUGCUUGGGUAUGGAACUUUCAGCUGAUUUCCUGUUUUUCUGUAGUUAACAGUACCAUGGGAAACUGAAAGAAAACUGAAAGAACACUACAAAGUUAAAUGAGGGUGGCCAUUUCCUUGUUUUUUGUUUGUUUACUUUGUGUGGUUUGUUUUAGCUAUUCGAAAGCUUUGAAUGUAUGCAUUAUGUACAUGUAUACAAGUAUUUAAGCUUUUCAAUUCAAAGCUAUUCCUCAUUGUUCAGCACACGGGAAUAAAUAAGUUCUCAUGAAAAGUAUUUUAAAAGUUUUUUUGCAAACAUUACAGUCCCAGCGAAUCUGAGUGAAUGAAUGUAUAGACUGGGUAUUAGCUGAUCAAUGCAGUGUGUGUCAACUAUGAAUACAAAUAUAUAUAUUUAUAUUUUUGAUAUACCAUCGUUAUUGACUGUAGCAAAACUUUUUAAAUGGAUUGUUUAUUUUUGUAGUGUAGUGUUGAACAAGAUUGAAACUAGUCUUCAAGGCUUAACAGUGUACUCGUUUUCUCAAAUCAGAAUUUAUAAAAUUAAAAAUUAUGUUCACAUGUGACAGAUUAAAGAACUUCCAA
Messenger RNA from Asterias rubens (European starfish), 2747 nucleotides. RefSeq names its product internal alternative NAD(P)H-ubiquinone oxidoreductase A1, mitochondrial-like. NCBI's taxonomy places the organism in Eukaryota, Metazoa, Echinodermata, Asteroidea, Forcipulatida, Asteriidae. The coding region runs from base 128 to 1483 and encodes 451 amino acids. The transcript is spliced from 9 exons. Gene Ontology annotation, molecular function: NADH dehydrogenase activity. The record is from RefSeq and is a predicted model, not a curated record.